AUGCAAGUCAAGCUCAAGCCCCAGGCGAUCGGUGGCGCCAAGGCACAGGCCGGCGAACCCCUGCCGGGCCGGGGGUUGAGCGCCAAGCCGUCAGCACACCCGGUGCCUCAGAAGCAGGCCCCGCAGCAGUCGCAGCCACCCCCGCAGCAGCAGCAGGGUCAGCUUCAAGGGGAGCCCGGGGCGCGGGCCCAGGCUUCUCGUGCUGCGGGCAUCAGCGCCAGCAAUAGCGGUGGCGGCGCGGGGUCCGGCGGCGGCGGCGGCGGCGUUGCCUCAAACAAGGCGGAGCCAGUGCCCGCCAGCCGCAUGGUGGUGAAGCGCGCGGACGGCAAGCUUGUGUACGUCUCGGCCAGCGAAACGCUUGUUCACAGCGGCACUGCCAAUGGGUUGGCCGCCGGAGCCCACGCGGCUGCCGCGGGGCCCCAAGCGCACCAUCCAGACACCAAGCACCAGCAGUCCGGGCGGCGGUCGGACGGCGGCGCUGCGCAGGUGCAGUCCCAGCUGCAGGCGCAGCCGCGAGCGUCGCAGACGCAAGCACAAGCGCAGGCGCAGCAGCAGCAGCAGCAGCAGCAGCAGCAAAGGGAUGACAAGCAGAAAGGGCAGCAGCAGCAGCAGCAGCAGCAGCAGCAGCAGCAGCAGCAGCAGCAGCAGCAGCAGCGUGUUAGUGCCACAAAUGCUGAGCCCACUGCGGCUUCGGCCGUGAGCGGCAGCGACAGCAAAGUGCCAAAGCAGCAGCCGGCUUCGCGGCAGCCGCAGCAGCAGUCGCAGCAGCAGUCGCAGCAGCAGUCGCAGCAGCAGCAGCAGCAGCAGCAGCAGCAGCAGCAGCAGCAGCAGCAGCAGCAGCAGCAGAAUAAGAACCUCAGGCGGCAGGAGCAGGAGCAGGAGGCGCGUAAGCCGCGGCCGGCCGGCAGCAUGCAGGCGGGAGGCCACGUGCCCGUUGCGCCCGCGCCGUCCGGGCCGCCGCCCAACCCAAGCAGCAUGCUGACCGCCAAGGCCAGCGGGUCUCUGUCCCCACUCCUGCUGCCAUCCAGCCAGGCGGUCAACAUGGCUGCGCUCAGCGGCUCGACGCACGAGCCUACCAGCGGGGCCGCAACCCUUGCAGGCCUCAAGGCCCAACCCGCCGGGGGCACCCCCCUGCCGCUGGUGCCGCCGUCGCUGGUGCCGCCUCAGGUGGCCGUCCGCAACACGACCGCGCACACACUCGCGCUCGGCGCCGCCGCGGCGCACGCCAUCGCCGAGGCGCCCGCGCCGACAGUGCUGAGCAAGCUCGCCCUGGCACUCGCGGCCAACGGCCCGAGCGCCGCCGCCGCAGGCGCGGCCGCCGGCCUGCAGUCGGCGUUGUCUGGCGGCCCCCUCCGCUCGCUGUCAGCGGACGCGCCGCCCUUCAACUUCAAGCUCGGCGGCGCCCCGCCCUCUGGCAGCGUGGCAGUCCCACGCCGGAGCUCGGGCGGCGGCGGCGCGACGGGCAGCCCGCCCGGCGGCUGCGGCGCGCCGACGGCCGAGUCGGUGCUGCGGCUGGCGGAGCAGCUGGCAGCGCAGCUGCCGCAGGUGCAGGAGGCGCAGGCGGCCCGCGAGCGCGCGCUGGAGGCCGAGGCGUCGUCGCUGCGCGCCGCCCUUGAGCGCGAGCGCGCGCGCGCCGCCGCGGAGGCGUCGGAGCUGCGGCGACGCGCGGACGACGCCGAGCGGCGCGCGGGCGAGGAGCGCGCCGCGGCGGAGCGCGGGGCGGCGGAGCUGCGGGCCACGGCGGACAGGGCGCGGCACGAGGCGGCGGCGGCGCAGGUGGAGACCGGCAAGCACCUGGUCGCGCUGGAGAAUGCGGCGGCGGAGGCGCGGCAGCUGCGGGCGCAGCUCGACAUGGUGCGCCACCACGCAGGGGGCGGCGGCGGCGGCGACGGCGGCGGCGUGGCCCCGCAGCUGCUGGGCGGCGGCUACCCCUCGCAGGCGCCCGGCGGCGACGGCUCUGGCGCCGGCUACAGCAAGGCUGCUGCGCCGCCGGGGUUCCCGGUGCCCGCAGCGCAGCCCGGCGCGGCUGGCGGCGGCGAGGGGGGCGCGGGGCUGCCCUACUACUCCUCCCCGGCGUUCGGCAGCUUUGGCGGCAGCAGCCCCAGCCGGCACCCGGCCGCGCCGCAGCCUGGCGGGGCGCUCAGCCCGGCCGACUCGGCUCAGCAGCAGACGGCCUACGAAGACUUUGUGGUCGUCCAGGAGCCGGGCGCGGUCGCGGGCGCCGAUGACGCGCCGCCUCGCCACUGGCGCUUGUGGGCGGUCAUUGACGGCCACGGCGGCCCCGACGCCGGUCGCCAUGCGGCGCGCCUUUUGCCUGAAGAGCUCGCGCGACGAAUGCCAAAGCGCCCGCUGCUUGACGGCGCCGAGCGCGGCGCGGCGACAACAGCGGAUUACGCCGAGCGCGUGCGCGCCGCCGCCACGGCGGCAUUCCUGGCUGCGUCCCUGCGCCUCCAGGGCGGCCCCGCGCGCCCGGGCAUCUCGCGCGAGCAGGGCGCCACGGCGACCGUCGCGAUCCAGACGGGGCGGCUGCUGACAAUCGCCAACGUUGGCGCAGUCAAGGCGGUGGUGGAUGUCGCCGCCGCGCGUGUCGAGGUGACGCGCGACCACCGCAUCGGGUGCGACGAGGACGAGGACAGCCGGCUGGCGAUGGCUGGCGCCCAGGUCGCACGCGCGCGCCUCGACCUUUCAGGGCCCAGCCAACAGGGGGAGGACGGCUGCGGCCCACUGCGCGUCUGGCCGGGCGGCCUGCGCCACUCCAGGUGGCUCGGCAGCUGCUGCGGUGACGACAGAGGCGGCGGCGGCAACGAGCAGGGCGGGGAGGGCGCGAGCAACGCGGUGAUCCCCUACCCCAGCCUGCGCCAGCGCAUGGCCACGCUGCUGCGCCGCAGCAGCCUGGUCAGCAUCAGAAGCGGCCCGAGCGGCGGCGCCGCCGCCGCCGCCGCCUCGGCCGGGAGCGGCCGGCUCGCGUCCCUGCUCUCGUGCGUGAUGCGGCCGGCGCGCUACGCGCGGGAGCGGGGCGGCGGCGCCGCGGAGCUUCGGGCAGCGCGCCAGCGGCUGGCACCGGAGGGCAGCGUGCGCGCGGGGACCACCUACCUGUCCCUCACCUUUUCAAGGGUGGAUGCGUUUGGGGCGUUCGCAGGCGGCCGCUACGGCGUGACAGAGCUCGUGCUCUCCGCGCUGGACGCGCGGCUGAGCGCCUGCGAGGCGGCUGACGAGGCCGCCGCCGCCGCCGCCGCCGCCGCGGCUGGCGCGCCGCGCGCCCCCACGCCGUGGGGGGCGGCCCGCCGGCCGCUGCUGCCGCCGGCGCGCUGCGCGUCGGCGGGGCCGGUGCUGAUGUCUGGGGCUGUGGGGCGCGCGGUGGCCGGCGCCGUGGGCUCAGCAGAGGACCCGGCCAACUUCAUGCUGCGGCCGUCCAUCGCGCUGACAGACUAG
Molecule: messenger RNA, 3432 nt
Organism: Monoraphidium neglectum
Lineage: Eukaryota; Viridiplantae; Chlorophyta; Chlorophyceae; Sphaeropleales; Selenastraceae
Exons: 5
Coding region: 1-3432 (1143 amino acids)
Biological process (GO): endoplasmic reticulum to Golgi vesicle-mediated transport; transcytosis; intracellular protein transport
Cellular component (GO): Golgi stack; endoplasmic reticulum; ER to Golgi transport vesicle membrane
Source: RefSeq, a predicted model, not a curated record